This is a messenger RNA of Micropterus salmoides (largemouth bass), 2316 nucleotides long. RefSeq names its product H-2 class II histocompatibility antigen, A-Q alpha chain-like. Gene Ontology annotation, molecular function: MHC class II protein complex binding. The coding region runs from base 171 to 905 and encodes 244 amino acids. The record is from RefSeq and is a predicted model, not a curated record. Gene Ontology annotation, biological process: peptide antigen assembly with MHC class II protein complex; positive regulation of T cell activation; immunoglobulin production involved in immunoglobulin-mediated immune response. Gene Ontology annotation, cellular component: MHC class II protein complex. The transcript has 4 exons. NCBI's taxonomy places the organism in Eukaryota, Metazoa, Chordata, Actinopteri, Centrarchiformes, Centrarchidae.
CAAUUUAAACAAAACUGUCCAAAUGACUUUGCCCGACAGCUUCCUGGUUGAGGCUUCCUGAGCAAUAAAGUAUUCUACCUAGCAACAGUGCUGUAAUCAUAUCUAACUGGCUGGUUAAAGCUCAGCUGUUUCAAGUUCCUGCUUCAGCCGUUUCGUUGAACACAGCCAACAUGUUUGGAUUUGAGAUGACUCUGUCCGUUAUCGUACUGAGCAUUUUCACUGGAGCAGUUUGUACUUCUGCAACAACGCCCUCCCAUGACUUCCACUACAUCUACGGGUGCUACGAAUCCAUUGACGUGCGGGUGGAUGUGGUUAUAGAUGAGGAGGUGGCUGGGUAUGCUGAUUUCAGCAACAAAGAAAUAAUGUGGGUGAUGCCUCACCUGCCACAAUAUGUAUCAGACUUAAAGAAACGGGGUUAUGAAAUUGCCAAAGAUAGCAUUACCCACUGUCACAGCGUUUUGGGUAAAGCAAAAAAAGCGGAUCCUGAUGCUCCCAUCCGUCAAGAAGCUCCAGAGAUCUCCAUCUAUACCCGGUAUGAGGCAGAGGAUGGUGUGAUCAACACUCUCUUCUGUUUGGCCAAUCACUUCCACCCCCCCACCAUCAACUUCACAUGGUCAAGGAACGGGGUGGAGAUCACAGAGGGGGUAUCGAACCUGCGUUACCGCCACAACAGUGACGGGACAUUCCACAGAAUUUCAACACUGAGUUUCACCCCUGGGGAGGAGGACGUUUACUCUUGUUCAGUGGAGCAUCAAGCCUUACAACAGCCUCUCACCAGGAGCUGGGUGCCGAUGGAGAGGAAGAGCAGCGUGAGUCCUGCAGCUUGGUUCUUCGGUGCGAGCCUCGUUUUGUGCCUGAUGGGAAUCGGGACCGGAGCCUUCUUUUUAACCAGGCGGUCAAAUUAGUGCCUUCGCUUUGGGGGUUUUUACUGAGAGCAGCUCAACCAGCAUUCAGCUACGGACUGUUUUUUUAAUAAAUAAAUACAAUAUGACCUUUUUUUUUUCAAACACAGAUGCUGCUAGAAUUUUUUUACCAUUAACUGAACAAGUACCCAAAACAGACAAGCCUCUUCUCCUCAGUGAGGCUGGUUUUCUGGGAACCAAAACCCAAAACUUCUUCGACUCAUAGGAAAGGUGAUCAAAUGUUGACUGCGUUUCUUAAGUUUAUAUUCUUUUUUUUAAUUUUUGCCUGACUGAUAUUGUAUUAAUAUUGUGUGGUUUUUAAUAAAGAUAGUGUUGGAUUAGAUGUUAGAGUUGUUAUAGGACCAACAGUAGGUUUAUGUUUUUGUAAGAUGGUAGGAUGAUAACAUGAAUACAUAUAGACAUCAAUUUGGUAACAUUUCUCCUUUACAGUUCAGUCAAAAAUUGUAAUUGAUACAGUUAAUCACUUGAUGAUUUACUGAAAAAUACUGCAAACCUAGCAUAAUGCAGUACAUAAUACAUGCAGACUCCACACUCGGACUCGGAGGAACUGCACAGCGGUCCUUCCUGCUAUACGGCUGCAGCUCCAACCACUGAGCCACCAUGCUUUACAUAAAUGACACACUACUUCCUGCACUGGAGGUAAACGUUGCCGCUAGACGCAGAUUGUGACCCGCAGCAUCAUCCAAUAUGCCAAUACACAAAUUGGCUUACACACCUGUUGUUUUCAUAUUCUGAAGACACUUGGGCUAAGAAAAUAAAUCUAAGAAUGAUAACCCUUCUUUAAGUCUCUAAUCUGAUGUCCGUAUUGGCCGACUAGCCUAAUUCAGUGUGAAAGUGUUCCCUGCGCACAAUAGACCACACAGAGCUCAUAUACCAGGAUGGUACAGUAAAGCUAUUGUGUAUAAGAGGUCAGAAAAAAUAAUCACCUGCUGUGAACUGCUGUGGUUUCAGGUGAGUGGGAGCCCUCUCCUGCUGCUGUCUCUUCACCAGUGAAACCAGCUAACACUAUGCUGGAAAAUGACAGCCAGACUGUUUGAGUCCUCCGCCUCUGAUAGGCUCUGAAGAGAUGUACAACAAUGAAAUGAGCUGUGACAAAUUGUAGGGACAGGGAACAUGAGUAUAUAGGGCCCUCAAAUGAGGAGGGCCCACAAAGAUACUAGAAUGAAUAGCCAUGGAUGUGGGAAAGGGCCCAUAUAGUAUGCUUAUGUACAGGGCCCAGAUUUUUGUGCGACGCCUCUGCUUGUGUGUGACAUGUUUUAAUUAGUACUUCACAGUAUAGCAUAAUGAUUUCCUGUAUGAUAUCUUUACUAACAAUAUUAACUUUUUAUUACUACUCUGCAGUAAACUUGUCUAUCUAUCCACAGACAACAAAUUAAAAAAACAUUUGGCUAAC